Molecule: messenger RNA, 1656 nt
Organism: Hydractinia symbiolongicarpus
Lineage: Eukaryota; Metazoa; Cnidaria; Hydrozoa; Anthoathecata; Hydractiniidae
Exons: 11
Coding region: 173-1528 (451 amino acids)
Source: RefSeq, a predicted model, not a curated record
GGGUUGGACAGUGUGUGGUUUUGGUUUGUUCGCUUACAUUUAUAGGUGUCGAUGCCCCCGGCAAUAGUAUAGUUAACUCCUUAUAAAAGCUCAAUCUGAUUUUCCAAAGUUAACUUUGAAGAACGCGAUUCAUAGCGAACAUUGAAAAGCAUUUAGAAAGACAUAUUCCAACAUGUGGUUUACUGGCAUUUGGUUGAUCGUACUGCCCUUAGUUUCUGGUCAUUCCUGGAUGAGUUGUCCACCUUCAUUUAUUGCUACGCCUGGACGUGGUGGAGUACAAAACAGACAUUGUGAAACCGGUGUUGCUAAUGCUAUUGUAACAACAGUCCAUGCUGGAGAUCGAUUGAAGGUUGGGUGGACUUCAAAUAAUCACGGUGGUGGUUAUGUUAGGAUUUCUCUCGUUCCACUUGCCCAAGAAGCAAAUGCUGAAGCCUUUAAGCAAAACGUAAUGAAAUUUGCAUGUUACGGGCAUGAUACCCGUCCUGAUAAAACCUUAAAUGGUGACUGCGUACACCCCUGUGAUGGUAGACCAGGAUGUGAAUUUCAAUCAGACCAAUAUGACGUUGAAAGAUUUGAUACGACAAUUGGUAUCCCAACAAAUCUUCCCGAAGGAUAUUAUGUGCUGCAAACUGCGAUGUUGGUUGGUAAUGGAGGAGAACCGUAUUUCAGUUGUGCAAAGCUGUACAUCACAGGAGGAAAUCCUAGUUUCAACUGCGUUUCAAACAGAAAUCCAAUAACAUAUUCUUGUUUAAGAACUGGUGGACCUGCAUUAGAGACGCAUUUCCUAAAAGUUGGUUCUAGUCGAGGAGACUUUUGUUACCAUCUUGAUGGCCGUAUUGGAACAGUUGAUGAUAAUCUGCGUGAUGUUCCUAUUAAUGUAGAAUGUGAUCCAAGGUUAACAUGUGAUAAUUCCAUCAACAAGGACAUAUGUAAUGAAGAAGCUCCAUCAAUGAAAGACAUUAUUGGUGGUGCUACUGCACCUAGACUACCUGGUUGCAGAGUUUUCAACACUGUUCCUUCUGCUGCACCCACAUGUUUUGACGACAAGCAAAAUCGUGAUGAAGAAGGUGUAGAUUGUGGUGGUACCUUCUGCAAUCAGUGUCCAACCAGACCACCAAGAGCUGGAGCUUUCCAAAGCGAUAUUGUUCAAACUGUAAACGUCUUUGGCGGCGGUGGUGGCGGUUCAUUCACUAUCACAGUCAAUAUUAUCAGAACUAUUCCAGACGACAAAUGUUGGCAACUCGUACUACAAUACGCUCAUCCCUUAGAAUUGGCCAGAGGAAGUGAAUAUGCAGUUUAUAAUGAUGGCCAACUUGCUGAUAUCAACACAGCAAAAACAAUUAUCACUCUUGAGAAAAGAACUGGACGCGAAAACCCUAAAGAAGGAGGAAGAAUCAUUGUUGCCUUCCAAGCAAGCAAUCCAGGCCUUCCUGAAGUGAAAUGGACCGUUAAGAAUAUUGAACCAGUUUCCGCCAUGUUGUUUGUAAAAGAUGAAGGGACAUGCGUGGAAGACGUUCUCGUCUUGUAAAGAAACACAAUUCAUCCAGAAGUUCAAAAGGAAAGAAUUUAGAAGAAGACAAUGAAGUUUUAAAAUAUUUAUUAUAAAUUUUUUAAUACAAUAUAUAUUUUAAUUAACUACCAUUGUUUUUUACGUUU